UUCGUUAUCACUUGGCCACGUCUUAGUGGUGACCAAACACUGAUUCGGAGAGCUUAAUAUUUUCUAUAUUCGUCAACACAUUUUUACACAACAUUUAUAGUUUAUCGGCUAAUCGUUUCAAUGUAUCUAUUCAAAUAUGAUCUGGUUUUGCUUUAACAAAGCUGCAAUCCUGUGCGUGUCUAAUUAAUUAUUUUAUCAUAUCAUUAACAUCUCUCAACUGGGAACUGCGAAUUGGGCUUGUGUCAGCCCAUCGUUACAUUCGUAUAUGUGUUAUAUGCGAGUGUAAAAAAUCUAUUAUCAGUAAUAUUUUUCGAUUUACAGUUGCAAGGAGGGAUCGUCAGUAGUUGUGUAGAGUUAUAUAAUAUUAUUAUUGUAAUUAACACGAUAUACAAAACACGCGCCUACUAUCUGUUUUACAAAAUAUUUCAACUACUAAGUAUUUGCCAUUAGGUUUAUUUAAGUAGACGGUUCGGAUACACAGAGGGGAAAGUAGACGUCGUCGAUGGUUUGAUUAUAAUAACAUUGUUUUAUAUUUGUGUCGCCUCGUAUAGUCGAACAAAAACAAAAAAAUCUAAACAAUAGAGCAAUUAUUAUUUUACACUCCCACAAAUUUGAAUAAUUGUCAAUUUGCAACUUUCUGUUAAGACUUUUGUAUUUCUAAUAUUUUAAUAAGUUUUUUUCAAACGUUUUGUAAGAAAAUAUUAUCUUAAUUUUACCAAUAUCAAUGGCAGUAGUUUACUGAUGAAUAGGAUCUUAAUAGUUAAAUCUUUCUUUGAGGUUAAAUAACUUGGUAAAAAUUGCAAAUAUGUCUUUAAAUGGCAAAGAAGUUUCAUUCACAUCAUCAGAUGUCAGUAAUGAGAAAAUCACUGCUGCAAAAAUGCCCUACAAGAGCUACAGACCUAGAUCUGUGUCUACAUGUUCAACAGAUUCAUGUAGUUCUGCAAGUUUAUCUGAAGAUGAUACACCAGUUAGGUCUAAAAUACAACAAAAUAGUAAGGGAUUUAGUGAUUUUUGCAUUAAAGAUAUAAGACUCAAAGACUUUGGAAGGCGUGAAAUCGAAUUUGCUGAACAAGAAAUGCCUGGUUUAAUGUCACUAAGAAAACAGGUGAUGGAAGAUAAGCCAUUACGAGGAGCCAAAAUUAUUGGAUGUACACCUAUCACUGCACCAACUGCUGUAUUAAUUGAAACAUUAGGUUCUCUAGGCGCUGAAUUGAGAUGGUGUGCUUGCAAUAUUUAUUCAACACAGAAUGAAGUUGGUGCUGCUUUAGCAGAAGCAGGAUUUCCAAUAUUUGCAUGGCGAGGUGAAUCUGUUGAUGAUUUUUGGUGGUGUAUUGAAAAAUGUUUUGAAGGCAAGAAUUGGAAACCUAACAUGAUUUUAGAUGAUGGUGGAGAUGCAACUAAUUUUUGUCAAGCAAAAUAUCCUAAUAUUUUUAAAAAUUUAAUUGGAAUAGUUGAAGAGAGUACAACUGGUAUUCAUCGCUUAUAUAAAUUGCUGAAAGCGGAAAAACUUUUAAUGCCAGCUAUUAAUAUCAAUAAUUGUGUAACAAAAACUAAAUUUGAUAACCGCUAUAGUUGUAGGGAAUCUGUAAUCGUAAGUUUAAAAAAAUGUACCGAUUUGAUGUUUGGUGCGAAACAAAUUGUAUUAUGUGGUUAUGGAGAAGUGGGUAAAGGAUGCUGUCAAUCUUUAAAGGGACUCGGUUGUAUAGUUUAUGUUACAGAAAUUGAUCCAAUAUGUGCUUUGCAAGCAUGUAUGGAUGGAUUUAAAGUUGUUAAGCUUAACGAAGUUAUUAGACAAGUGGAUAUUGUAAUUACAGCUACUGGUAAUAAAAAUGUAGUUGUUCGAGAACACAUGGAUAAAAUGAAAUCUGGUUGUAUUGUGUGUUGCAUGAGUUAUUGCCAUAAUGAAAUUGAUGUGGCUGCAUUACGUACACCAGAGCUAAAAUGGGAAAAAGUUCGUUCACAAGUAGAUCACAUCCGUUGGCCUGAUGGAAAAACCAUGAUUUUACUUGCUGGCGGUCAUCAUGUAAAUUAUACAUGUUCUAGCAUUCCAUCAUUUGUCACUUCCAUUACUGGUACAACCCAGAUAUUAGCGUUGAUGGAAUUAUUUAAUGCUCCAAUUGGUCGUUACAAGAGUGAUGUAUAUUUAUUGCCAAAAAAAAUGGAUGAGUAUGUAGCAAGUCUUCAUUUGACUGCAUUUGAUGCUCAUCUUACAGAACUUAGUGAUGAACAAGCCAAGUAUAUGGGAUUACCAAAAAAUGGUCCGUUUAAACCAAAUCACUAUAGAUAUUAAUCUACACUUCAAAUCUGGGUUAGAGCAAAUACAAUUUCUUGUUUCCCUCUAUCAAUAAUUCAUUAUCAAUAAUUUUAUUCACUUGCAUAUUAAUAAGGUGUACUGAGAUUCGUUUGGAAGUUAAGUUAACUUAAAAAUUCCAUUAUCCUAUUAAUCAGAAAAAAAUUAGAUUCUGCACAAAUUAUAUGCAUA
This is a messenger RNA of Melanaphis sacchari, 2482 nucleotides long. RefSeq names its product S-adenosylhomocysteine hydrolase-like protein 1. The coding region runs from base 806 to 2290 and encodes 494 amino acids. The transcript is spliced from 13 exons. Gene Ontology annotation, biological process: L-methionine cycle. Gene Ontology annotation, cellular component: cytosol. Lineage: Eukaryota; Metazoa; Arthropoda; Insecta; Hemiptera; Aphididae. The record is from RefSeq and is a predicted model, not a curated record.